Messenger RNA from Ipomoea nil (Japanese morning glory), 1202 nucleotides. Its product is annotated as magnesium protoporphyrin IX methyltransferase, chloroplastic-like. The record is from RefSeq and is a predicted model, not a curated record. Lineage: Eukaryota; Viridiplantae; Streptophyta; Magnoliopsida; Solanales; Convolvulaceae. Gene Ontology annotation, biological process: chlorophyll biosynthetic process. The transcript is spliced from 2 exons. Gene Ontology annotation, molecular function: magnesium protoporphyrin IX methyltransferase activity. The annotation marks the transcript as partial.
CUUACUCUUUCUCUGUUCUCUACCUUCAAUGUCACCUCAAACUUUCGAUUCCCUUCAAAAAUCACCAAACCUGCUCGGAGAACCGUCAUUGCCUCUGCCACCGGCGGCUCCGGCGUGACACCGCCGUUCAACGGGACCGUAAUCGCUGCUAUUGGCGGAAGCUCGGUAGCUGCGUUGGCUGCGGUGUUCCUGCUAGCUGAUCCCGACGGGCGGCGGCGGAUGCAGGCAGAGACGGUCGGCGGCGACGACAAGGAGGUGGUGAAGGAAUACUUCAACAGCAAUGGAUUCCAGAGGUGGAAGAAGAUAUACGGAGAAACCGACGAUGUGAAUAAAGUUCAGUUGGACAUUAGAUUGGGGCAUUCUAGAACUGUGGAGAAUGUGAUGAAGAUGUUGACUGAUGAGGGCCCUCUACAGGGAGUUACAGUCUGUGAUGCAGGUUGUGGGACCGGAUGUUUAUCGAUUCCGUUGGCGAAAGAAGGCGCAAUUGUAUCCGCCAGUGAUAUCUCUGCUGCUAUGGUUGCUGAGGCUGAGAAACAGGCAAAAGAAGAGCUUUUAAAGGGGUUUGAUGGUACGCGUCCUACAUCAGUUAUGCCUAAGUUUGAAGUGAAGGACUUAGAAAGUUUAGGUGGGAAAUAUGACACGGUUGUGUGUUUGGAUGUUUUGAUACAUUACCCACAAGUUAAGGCUGAUGCAAUAAUCGCUCAUCUUGCUUCAUUAGCUGAUAAUCGCUUAAUACUGAGCUUUGCUCCAAAAACAUUUUACUAUGAUCUCUUGAAGAGAAUUGGAGAGUUGUUCCCUGGACCUUCGAAGGCUACAAGGGCAUAUCUCCAUGCUGAGGCUGAUGUGGAGCGAGCAUUGGCAAGAGUUGGGUGGAGGAUAAGGAAGAGAGGUUUAAUAACCACACAAUUUUAUUUUGCAAAGGUUGUUGAGGCUCUCCCUGCUUUAGGAUGAAAGACAUGUUAGAUCGCAGUUUGCUCUUUUUUAUUACAUCUCUUGGUGGUUAGGAAUGAACAAGCACCCUCUAACAUUCUUUUGUAAGCUCCAGACUAUGUAUCCAACUUUAGGACUGCAGGUUAGAUAAUCAUAUUUUGUAUAAUAUAGUCAACAGUGAUUUUUAUUAAACAUGUAUGCUAGGUCUGAACAAUAUAUUUUAACAUCCCAAAUAUCAAGCUAAUGGAGACCAAAUAAUCAAAAUUUCUAUA